Molecule: messenger RNA, 1575 nt
Organism: Octopus bimaculoides (California two-spot octopus)
Lineage: Eukaryota; Metazoa; Mollusca; Cephalopoda; Octopoda; Octopodidae
Product: atrial natriuretic peptide receptor 3-like
Biological process (GO): signal transduction
Molecular function (GO): signaling receptor activity; peptide hormone binding
Source: RefSeq, a predicted model, not a curated record
AUCAACCUCUCCUCUCAACCACCGUCAUCCGAUCGUCAAUAACAACCAUCACCUCUUCCAGCCUCUUAAAUACCAACAAUAUAUCUUUAGCCACCCCUCCCUCACCAGCCACACUCUCAUACAACAAUAGACAGAGACAUUUGUCCAACCUUAUGUCCAACAAUUGUCAGUUGUGUCCAAGUCUACCGGGUUGCGUCCAGUUGUAAGAGAUUAUUGUUGUGCUCUGUGUCCAGUUGGUGGUAAAGGCGACCUUGAAUUAACGUUGAUGUUAUUUCGACGUCACACUUUACGUAACGGUCAGGAUGCUAAUAUAAGUUUCGGAACAAUAGUUCAAGUUAAUUCGAAUCAUAUUCAUUAACGCCAUCCCUAUCACAAUGGAUUGGUUAUGGCGCAGUUGCCACAAAAUGAAACUCAAUAUAUUUUUCUUUAUUUUAUUUUGUUUUCACAAAUGUCUGUCGAAAACAGAAGUUCAAAUUGCCUCCAUACUACCUCGGAAGAAUACUUUUUUAUUUUCCAUUGACCGAAUGAAACCAGCUUUAGAACUGGGCAUCGAAUGGGUCAUGCAGGAUACAUAUCUAAAAGAGCAUUUUAACUUUCACGUGAUAUUCGCUGACUCAAACUGUUCUAUUGCCGAAGCAAUGCAUCAAGCGAUAGAAAUUUACAUGAACAAAUCUGUAAAUGUCUUCUUUGGCCCUGCUUGUAAUUUUGCAGUUGCACCAAUUGCUCGCCAAGUAAAAUUCUGGAAUACACCCCUAGUAAGUAUUGGUGCUACGGCCCGGGAUUUUUCCUUAUAUAAAAAUAAGUACUACCCCUUACUCACUCGGGUCGGACCCGCUAACUUGAAUUAUCUUCCCGGCAUCAUUGCGCACGCCAUGGAUCACUAUAAAUGGAAAAUAUUAAAGUUGCUUUAUUAUGAGGGUGGGUUUGAAUCAAUUUCUAAAUUAUUUUGUAAGCUUGUUACGGAAUCCCUUCAUUACGAAAUACGCAAUUUUGUUGAAAACAUACAAACGGAUUAUUACAAGAUGGACGACAAAAAUAUUUCGGAAACACUCAUGAAUGAAAUUGGAAACAAAUAUGCAGGUAAGUUCUUGCUUCUGCCGAAGAAACUAUCUUAAUUGCUUCAAACGAGUGUCUUAAUUAACUUCAGGUAAGUUAUUUAUAAAUCAUACCUUAAUUAAAUUCUUUUGAACUAUUUUGUGGAAGUAGUGGAGUAGACUCCAUGACUUAGAGGUGUCUCCAUGAAGGGUGCGGAUGAACUAUUUAUGAUGUAUUCGUUCAAAUUCCUCUAAUACAGUGGUUCAAAUAAUUAGUUCAAAUUCCUCUAAUACAGGGGACUCAUUUGCAAGGGAUGUUAAAAAUUGGAGGGCAAUGUUGAUGCAUGUAGAAGAUUAAGCCCCCACAUACUUUAUGUGAACCCAGGUUUAUUGAUAAGGAGGGAAUCAACGCAACGCAACAGUAUUAGAAGUCAAAUUUAAGUUUUGCAUAAUCCUUCAAAUUCUCACAGGACUAUAAAACAAAAUCAUUGACCAUACAUUUGCACCUACCUGACUAAAGUGGACACACACUUACACACAC